This is a messenger RNA of Corylus avellana, 450 nucleotides long. The record is from RefSeq and is a predicted model, not a curated record. NCBI's taxonomy places the organism in Eukaryota, Viridiplantae, Streptophyta, Magnoliopsida, Fagales, Betulaceae.
AUGGGAAAGGCAAGAUGUUUUAGCUUCAGGCAAAGGGUGUAUGAUGUGAGCACCCAACAUCAUGAUCCUUACAAGAGAUACACAACCUUCAGAAGAAUCCUACGGUCCAUAUGCCCAGAGUCAGGAAAGGACAACGAAAUUGCACCACUUGAUUUCACCACCCCAGCUAGGUUUGACAACCACUACUACCUUAACAUUCUCCAGGGAGAAGGCUUGUUAGGGUCUGAUAAUGUGCUGGUGACCCAAGAUCAUGAGGGGGAGCUAAUAGGGCAAGUGUGGGCUUAUGCCUCCAAUCAAAAGCUUUUCUUUGAUGCAUUUGCCAAAUCUAUUGUCAAGAUGGGUAACAUCAAUGUACUCACUGGAAAUGAAGGAGAAAUCAGGAAGAAUUGUAACCAUCUGGACAAACUCACCAAAGAGGAUCUAUUGCCGACUUGCCGUCAAGAAGCGUAG